AUGACUGGGCCGAAGCUAUUUGCGUGCGUCUCAGUUUUCGCCAAUUGUGCAGCAGGAUCCCAGUUGAAGGUCGGCCACGAACUCGAGUCGUCUACCAUCGAGAUACAGGCCGUCUCCAUGAAGCUCGGAGCCAACGAUGUUGUAUUGAUUGAUACGCCAGGGUUUGACGACACCAGUCGCUCUCAAGCUGAGAUAUUGCAGCUGAUAGCAGAGUUUCUGCGGAGGACGUAUUCUGAAGACAAGCUGCUCACCGGGAUCAUCUAUUUGCACGACAUUUCCAGCAACCGAAUCGCGCAGAGUGAUCUAGGUAGCUACAGGCUGUUCCGCAAGCUCUGUGGAGAUGCAGCCAUGACGAACGUUGUCAUCGCCACGACCAUGUGGGACGAUGUGGAUCAACAACUAGGUGCCAACAGACUACAAGAACUACAAGACGACUUCUUCAAAGAUGCCUAUGAUCGUGGGGUGCCCAUCAUGCGACAUGAUAAUACCCGUCAAUCAGCGCACAGAAUCUUAUCCAGAUUGUUGGGGAAAGAUGGCACACGCUGUGACAUCCAAUAUGAGAUGGUUGAUGAAGGCAAGUCGGUUGAAAACACCGCUGCUGGGAAAGAACUUCUUCAUCAGUUCGAUGAGUUCGAGGAUACGCAUGGCAAGCAGCUCAGGGCGGCUCAAGACUCGCUUGAACCGAUUCCAAGUAGGAACGGCCUUAGAGACGGGAGCGGAGGCACAGAAGAGGGCGCGGACGUACGAGAGCUCCGUAUUGCGCUCGAGCAAGUACGACAAGAACUGCGGAGAGUUCAGGAUGAGAGAGACAAACUACGCCAGACUCUAGGCCAAGACCUCACCGCCCAUAUCAAGAGACUUAUGCUGUGCAUAUGCCCAAUAUAGCGGCCCCGAAUCCCGUAAGUUUCGUCGUAAUCGUGAUCCGUUGUCACUGUUUUGGAUCAAUCUUCGUCAGUGUUCCCCGGAUGAUAAAGUAAAUGCAGGAUGCCAGCUUGGUGCAAGAGGU
Molecule: messenger RNA, 1006 nt
Organism: Fomitopsis serialis
Lineage: Eukaryota; Fungi; Basidiomycota; Agaricomycetes; Polyporales; Fomitopsidaceae
Exons: 4
Coding region: 1-885 (294 amino acids)
Source: RefSeq, a predicted model, not a curated record